AUGUACGUACAUCUAUUUAUUUUCAUUUUUAGUGCCAUUGGCAAGAUUUCCAUUGCUGACGAGAAUACAUCAUGCUUAGAGAUGAUUGAAAAUGAAUUCAAUUUUGGUGAAGAUUUUAGUGAAAAUAUUCAAAACCUUAUCCUGGUCAAUUUAAACGAUGAUCUCUCUUGUCAAUCUUUUAUUGAAUAUCUAAGUCUGAAAUUACGAGAAUCAACCCAUUCCUAUUGGAAAGAAUUGGAUGAACAAGGUCGACGUCGUAUAGCAUCUCAUUUAUUGCCUUUGCUUAAAUAUCAAAUUCUAAAUGGAACAAAUGGACCAGUAAAAUCUAUUAUUGAGGCUAUCGGAUUUGAAAAUAUUUUCGGUCCAAGAGAAAUAAAUUGUUCACAACAAAUCAAACAAACAUUUGAUCUAUCACAUUCAUUAUCUGAAAAUUUGAUCGACCAUCUCAAUCUAUCAAAUCACAAAGAAUGUCGUCAAUUCAUUAAAAUAUCCAAGAAUUACUUGUUUGAUCGGGUACAAUUGAUAAACAGGUCCGAAUGGUUAGAACUAUCAGAUGAUAACAAAAAAUGGCUUUUUCAGUCAUUAUUUCCAAUCACAUACGUUGGAUUUCAAAGAUCCAGGAGCCAGAUUCCGUUAUCAUUGAAUAUGCUGCUCAAAAAUAUGCAAAAUCUAACACUUUUUGAUGGCAAAAUAUCGUUGAAUGAAGCUAAUGGAUCGUUAUCAAACAAAACGAUUGAUAACUCGGAGCUACCAAACCAAAAUUCAUCAAUGAAUUUUGUUUAUUUUUUGUUGAGCAUAGUCUUCACCAUAGGUUUAUUCUAUUCGAUAAGAUCUUUAGGUUUAAUCUCUUACUUUGACAGAUAUUAAAUUAAAUUAAAUUAUGAUUAAUUUACAAUGUUAAAAA
Molecule: messenger RNA, 904 nt
Organism: Dermatophagoides farinae (American house dust mite)
Lineage: Eukaryota; Metazoa; Arthropoda; Arachnida; Sarcoptiformes; Pyroglyphidae
Source: RefSeq, a predicted model, not a curated record